Messenger RNA from Nymphalis io (European peacock), 1071 nucleotides. Its product is annotated as cuticle protein-like. The transcript has 4 exons. The record is from RefSeq and is a predicted model, not a curated record. Gene Ontology annotation, cellular component: extracellular matrix. The coding region runs from base 1 to 1071 and encodes 356 amino acids. Lineage: Eukaryota; Metazoa; Arthropoda; Insecta; Lepidoptera; Nymphalidae.
AUGUUCUCCAAAAUAUUAGCUUUGAGUGCUGUGUUGGCGGUGGCUGCGGCUGGUCUCCUGCCCCAAGCUCAACAUUCUUCAGCUGCUGCUGUUUCGUCACAAAGUAUAGUGCGUCACGACGAAAACCACGCUGCUGCACCCGUUGCCCACUACGCUGCUGCACCCGUUGCCCACUACGCUGCUGCACCCGUUGCCCACUACGCUGCUACACCCGUAGCCCACUAUGCUGCUCCCGCACACAGACUUGUGUCCGCCCAUGAAGAGGAAUACGCUCACCCUAAAUACGACUUCUCAUACUCCGUAGCCGACGGUCAUACUGGCGACAACAAGUCUCAACACGAGAGCCGCGACGGUGACGCCGUGCACGGCGAAUACUCUCUGCUCGAAGCUGAUGGCUCUGUGCGCACAGUCCAUUAUACCGCUGAUGCACACAAUGGUUUCAACGCCGUGGUCAGCAACUCCGCACCUUCCAGACACGCUGCGCCUGCUCAAGGACAUAUCCUCCAAUCUCAUUACUCUUCUGCAGCUGCAGUUUCAUCCCAGAACAUUUUGCACCAUGAUCAGCAUAGUGUAGCUGCUGCUCCUAUCGCCUAUCAUGCCACUCCUGUAGCCUACCAGGCUUCUCCAGUACACUACUCUUCCGCCGCAGCAGUGUCUUCACAAAGCAUUCAACGCCAUGAUCAACCAUUUGCCGCUGUUUCUCACUACGCUGCUACUCCUGUGGCCCACUACGCUACUGCACCCGUUGCUCACUACGCCCCUGCACCUGUAGCCCACUAUGCUGCUCCCGCACACACACUCGUGUCCGCUCAUGAAGAGGAAUACGCUCAUCCUAAUUACGACUUCUCAUACUCCGUAGCCGACGGUCACACUGGCGACAACAAGUCUCAGCACGAGAGCCGCGACGGUGACGCCGUGCACGGCGAGUACUCUCUGCUCGAAGCUGAUGGCUCUGUGCGUACAGUCCAAUAUACCGCUGAUGCACACAAUGGAUUCAACGCAGUGGUCAGCAACUCCAUUCCCGCCAAACACGCCACUCUUGCCCCAGCACAUAUUCUCGCUCAUCAUUAA